Molecule: messenger RNA, 1815 nt
Organism: Fusarium redolens
Lineage: Eukaryota; Fungi; Ascomycota; Sordariomycetes; Hypocreales; Nectriaceae
Exons: 4
Coding region: 1-1815 (604 amino acids)
Source: RefSeq, a predicted model, not a curated record
AUGGGCUCAACAACAGACAAACCGCUGCGAAUCGCCUCCGCUUCCGGCUCAGUCACCGACCGACGCCAUGCGUUGGCUGAUUUAGCCAAGAAUGAGCCAGUCGACUUUAUCGUCGGCGACUGGCUCUCAGAGUACAACAUGACCACAAGAGGAGGAGGCAAAGUCGACAGUGCAGGCUCUACAGAUGAAUUUGAGCUUUCAUUCCUUGAGGCUCUGGAACCAGCCUUGACUCACUUGGCAUCGAGCAAAGCCAAGAUUGUGGUCAAUGCUGGUGCUAGCGAUACCAAAAAGCUUCAUGAUGUUGUUGUGGAAAAGAUUGCAGCCGCUGGCCUGAGUCUCAAGGUUGCUUGGGUUGGCGGGGAUGAGGUUUUUGAUGUUGUCAAAAAGACCAUUGACAAGGGAAAUGCCUUCAAGAGUCUCACGCAUGGCCGCAACCUCUCUGAAUGGGGCCUUGAACCCAUCUACGCCCAAUGCUACCUCGGUGGCUGGGGUAUCGUCGAGGCGCUCAAGCAUGGCGCUGAUAUUGUCCUUUGUGGUCGAGUCGCAGAUGCUUCACCCACCAUCGGAUGUGCAGCUUACCACUUCGGCUGGAGCCAAGAAGACUAUCAGCAACUAGCCUCGGCUUUUGUUGCUGGUCACUUCAUCGAGUGCUCGACAUAUGUCACUGGUGGCAACUUUACCGGCUUCAAGGACUUACCCGGCGAUUCAACCAAUCUGGGUUUUCCCAUUGUGGAAAUGCAGAGCGACGGCACUUUCUAUGUCACCAAGCAAAAGGAUCGUGACGGUAUUGUCACUGUCGAUACCUGUAAGGCACAGUUACUCUACGAGAUUCAAGGACCCUUGUAUUACAACUCGGAUGUCGUGGCCAAGCUUGACAAUAUCAAGCUUGAGCAAGUUAGCAAGGACAAAGUAUACGUACACAAUAUUGGCGGCUUGAAGCCUCCUCCUACCACAAAGGUCGGCAUCACCGCCAAGGGUGGCUACCAAGCCGAAGCCCAUUACUUUCUUUGUGGUCUAGACAUCGAAGAAAAGGCUUCCAUGCUUGAGAAGCAGGUACGGGCUAUGCUUGAUGAGUCUCAAUUCCACUGCCUUAAGUUCCGGAUCAACGGCCGAUGUCCUGAAAAUCCAAGGAACCAAGACGCUGCUACAGUUGACGUUCGUAUCUUUGCUCAGGCCAGAAACGAGGAGUCUCUAUCUACUGCCAAAUUUCUGCGUCCUGUAACGGACGUGAUCAUGCAAUCAUACCCUGGCGCUACAUUCGCUGUAGACGCUCGACAAGCAGUCUCCAAGCCUUAUUACGAGUACUUUGUCGCUCUUAUUCCACAGAGCGACGUUGCACACGUGGCCUAUGUCCCUUCCAAGGGUCUUGAAAUUCCCAUUCCUGCUCCUACUGACACCCAAGACUUCCUCUACGAGCAGGAUACUUACGAGACCACAUCUCCUGUCGACCUGUCCAGUUUUGGACCCACCACAAAAGCUCCCCUUGGUUAUAUAGUCCACGCUCGUUCUGGUGACAAGGGAUCAGACGCGAAUGUUGGCUUCUUCGUUCGAAACGCUGAUGAAUGGGAUUGGCUUCGGAGCAUUCUCACUGUCAAUAAGAUCCGUCAUCUUUUGGGUGACGACGAUACCGGAAAGCCCAUCUUCCGCUUUGAGCUUCCGCACAUUUACGCGGUGCAUUUUCUCCUUAAGGAUCAUCUAGAUCGUGGUGUAGCUUCUAGCUCAACUUACGACGUGUUGGGUAAGAAUUUGGCCGAGUACUUGCGAUGCAAGUUAGUAGACAUACCUACCAAAUUCUUGGACCGUGGAAGGAUUUAA